AUGGAGAUGCUGAAGAUGAAGGGAAAUGCGUCAACGAUUCCGCCUGCGAGAGAGUCCCCUGUGGGUAGAGAUGGAAAUGGAGCGGGCCUAGUGCGGGCUGAGCUUGCGGCGGACGCGGAUAUGGAUGUCGAGGUGGAUGUGACUGCGGAUAAUGUGGGCGGUGUGAAGGCGCUGGAUAAGCGGAGUUUUGAGUAUAUAUUUCGAAUCGUCGGGGCCCCCUGGACCGUGUCAAGAUCCUCUUCCAGACUUCUAAUCCCCAAAUUCGCCAAAUACUCCACCGGCUGGUUUGGUGUCGUGCGCGCCAUGCAGGACAUAAACAGCCACGAGGGCGUGCGGGGGCCUUUUCAAGGGCCAUUCGGCAACCUUACUGCGGAUCUUCCCAUUUACAACGAGAAUAAACCCACGACGGGAUCCGCUCCUGCCACCACCGCGACAACAGCUACAACUACAGCCACAGCCACAUCUUCUCUUACAUCACCAUCAAAACCCCACACACUCUCAUCAACGCCCCUCCACGCCCCGCGCUACGGCCUCUCGAACUUCUACCGCGGCUUCUCUCCCACCCUCCUCGGCAUGCUCCCCUACGCCGGCGUCUCCUUCCUAACACACGACACCGUCGGCGACUGGCUCCGCCAGCCAAAACUAGCCCCCUACACCACAAUCCCACACUCCGACAAACCUCCCGCCACCACCGGCACCGCCCAACCCUACAAGCGCGUCCAACUAACGGCCCCGGCCGAGCUCCUCUCGGGCGCGCUGGCGGGCCUCGUGUCGCAGACGAGCUCGUACCCGCUGGAAGUCAUCAGGCGCCGCAUGCAGGUUGCCGGGGCGGUGGGGGACGGGCAUCGGAUGCGGAUUGCGGAGGCGGGGAAGCGGAUCUUUGCUGAGAGGGGGUUUCGGGGGUUCUGGGUCGGGCUGACGAUUGGGUAUAUGAAGGUUGUGCCUAUGGUAGCGGUGAGCUUUUAUGUGUAUGAGAGGUCGAAGUGGUGGUUAGGGAUUUAG
Histoplasma mississippiense is the source of this 1002-nucleotide messenger RNA. Its product is annotated as mitochondrial carrier protein LEU5. NCBI's taxonomy places the organism in Eukaryota, Fungi, Ascomycota, Eurotiomycetes, Onygenales, Ajellomycetaceae. The record is from RefSeq and is a predicted model, not a curated record. Bases 1 to 1002 code for a protein of 333 amino acids. The transcript has 3 exons. Gene Ontology annotation, biological process: transmembrane transport.